Harmonia axyridis is the source of this 4451-nucleotide messenger RNA. RefSeq names its product pericentriolar material 1 protein. Bases 1 to 4299 code for a protein of 1432 amino acids. Gene Ontology annotation, cellular component: ciliary basal body; centriolar satellite; centriole. The record is from RefSeq and is a predicted model, not a curated record. NCBI's taxonomy places the organism in Eukaryota, Metazoa, Arthropoda, Insecta, Coleoptera, Coccinellidae. Gene Ontology annotation, biological process: intraciliary transport involved in cilium assembly; cilium assembly; centrosome cycle. The transcript is spliced from 21 exons.
AUGUCUGAUGAUAGAAGGAAACUGAAUAAACAUAGCACGGGCACUGUCCCAAAAGUAAAAUAUACUGUCAAGUAUCGUAACAAUACAGGUCAACAACAGUUGUAUAGUGAGAGGGACAAUUUGAGAAAUUUGCCAAAUAAUUUGAGUUCAGAGUGGCCCCCUAGAAGGUUAGAAACCAAUUUUCCACGUAACAAACAACAUACUACUUAUGAAUUAAUGGAUUCAAUGAUGGAAGAGCCUCAUCCAAAUGGGAUUUACGCGAAUGGUACCAUAAAUUCAAGCCAAAGUAGUUCCUCAAAUUCCAGAAGAAAUUCCUGUGGUACUGUUCCCAAGUGUGAUAACAUUACAAAGUAUCCAAACAAAAAACAAAUAGAAGAUAAACUUAAUCAAAUUAGAGAUUACCUCCAUAUUACCACUUCUUUAAUGUCAGGCAUGAAAAACUCAGAUGAUCAGAAUGCCGAUGAAAACGAAAAAGACAACCUUUCUUCUAUGAUUGAGGCCCUAAAAGACAGUGAAGCUAAACUGAAUUCUCUAUUGGCAAAUGAGUUCGAAGAGAAUUCCGAAUGUCUUGGAGACAAUUUAUCAGAAAGAAAAAAUGAAUUGGACGCUUCAGCUAACAGAGAAGCUGUUACAGAUUUGCAACGUUUGAAGCAAAAAGGAGAUAGUAGAUUGAGAGAAGCUAGAGAACUACAAGAAAGAUUAUCAAGAGCGAAUAGAAUGGAAAAUAACCUACAAGAAUUUGAUUUGGCAAUUGCCGAUUUCGAAGAAGCAAAUUCAAGACUGAUCGAAGCAAAAGGAGAUGUUAAUCAUUUUCAACAGUCCGAAGAAGCAAGCAAUUACAUAACAGAGGAAAUAGAAGAGUUGCAGAAUCAAAUACAAGUAGUACAUAAUGCAAACGAAGAUAGGAAGAAAUUGAUACAGUUGUUAGAUAAGAGGGAUGCGGAGUUGAGAUCCCAACACUUGGAGCUGCAAAGUAAAUUAACCGAACUUCAAACGAAAAAAUCCCAAGUGGAUCAUUUGGUAGCUGCUUUGCAGAAUGGGAAGGAACAAGAUGACGAAAUGGGUUCCCAUGUUCAAACGAUAGUUACGAUGAAAGAUAAACUUGCGAAAUUGAAAGACAUGCUUGCCAUGGUGGAAAGCACCGAGGUUCUCAUGUGCAACGGUACACAAGAGGAGCAAGCUGUUGCAUGUGAAAUAUACAAUAAGGCCGAGAGUUUCUUAAAUAAGGAUUUGGCUAAGGGAAACUGUUCUAAUCAAUCGCAGCUCGAGAACCAUCUGGCUCUUCAAUACGAGAACAGUCCUUCUUUGAACAUGGAUCGUAGCAAGUUGAUGAAUAAGAACAGCAGAGAUUCGAGAAGUCAGAGUAACGAUUCAAAUUUGAAGGUUAACGAGAAGCUGGCUUUACAGGCGGAACUUAGGGCCAAAAAGAGGGAGUUGGAAGAAAUUAUGGGUAAACAUAAAGCAAGCUCUUCAAAUUUGAAUCACGAUGUUGGGACGGACAAUAAGUCGGAGUUCAGUUGUAGUAACAGUAUAUUUGACAAUAUCAGUGGGGUUUGGACUCCUUUACUGCCUAUGCAGCAUAACCAGCCAGGCUCAAGUGAUAGAUAUUCAAGUGUUUUCAGUGACGAAGGUACCGACGAUGUGAACGAGUUCUCAGAGAUGGUAUCCAACCAACAGAACCAGACUCUACUUCCUCCUUCCGCCCCUCCAGCAUCAGCGAACGCUGGAAAAUUUUCAUCCGACAGGAAUGCAGAAUCUUUGGUCCAAGCCUACGAGCAGCUUGGCCAGCCCUACUUCUUCAGGAGCGAUGGAAACCCCAGAGGAGCUGUUUCGGCCCCCGAAGCCAAUUCCAGCUUCAGCAGAGGCUCUUCAGUCUCUAACGUCGGACAGGGAGAAAAGCAAAAUAUGCAAAAGCAGUUGGAGCUUAUCAGGAGCGUUUGCGAUUCGAUGCUACCUCAGCCGUCAACCACACAAACGAACGUUCACCAACUGAGGAAUAACUUGACACCUUCACCGAUUUACUCAGAAUUGAGACAGUUUUCUUCGCCCAAUCCGCACUCGAUGAACGCUCUGAACGUUGUCAAUCCUCAAGCCGACAACACUUGGCAUGCUGGUAGCGGUCAACCGAAUGUUUCCUUCCCUGACGCUGCCAACUAUCAGAAUUGGCUUACGACGAACACCUUGCAGACUCAGGCUUUCAUGUUGAACUCGCUGAAUCAGUGUUGCCAGAUGCUGUGGCUGCAACAGAGAGAGCUCACCAAUCUGAGAGGAAUGAUCACGGCCUUACAACAAGAGAGGUUAUCGAGCCCCCAUUAUAACAACGAAAGUCAGAUGACACCUCCGUCUAACCAAAGCAUGAAUUGCAGUCAAGUUGAACCUCACCAAACCUCCAUUAUGAACCAAGCGGUUCCUCCGAUCAAUCCUUGCAGUCCAUCGUUGAAUCAGUGCAGAUCGAUGAACCCCAAGAUGAACACAGGCGUUUCGGCUUGUUCCAUUCCAAAUAUCAAUCAGUUCAACAGCCCUCCUGUCACUGUAGAUCCCAUCUUGGCCAACCACAACAACUUGCGGCUCAUGGACACCACCUUGAAUAAUAUGAACUCGUUGAAUAAUUCGGAUCAUAUGAGAAACAUAAAUUUGGCAACUCUGCAAAGCGCUGGCGACAACAUGAAUCCUCUGCCUGGUCAUAUGUGGCCCGGACAUGCUCUGAAUAAUCAAGUGCCCCCAGGGAAUAGGGCCAAUAAUUAUUGGGAUAAUUUUCGGAGUUAUUCAAGACAGAAUCUGUUGUCAACGAAAAGCAACGAUGGAAUACAAAAUUCGCCAAUUAUCGAUAGAACGAACAACAUGACUCCUCGAACUGCACCUUUCGAGGCUCUGAACUUACCCAAAAGCAACUCCCAACACUUAACAGCCUCUCCACAAGAAAAUGUACCGCAGAGGUCCUGCGUGAGACCUUCAAGACGUUAUCCAAAUACCAAUAUAGCUGUUGUACCUCCUGACGUGUUGAAUAUAAAUCAAAAUAUCAAGAACGAAGGCUUCCCCUUGACUCCGAUCCAGAACGAAAGUCGAAAUCUUAACGAAACAGAGGGUAGUACCCCAGGAGGUGUGUCAUCCUCUGCCAAUAACGCCUCUAGAAUACAAAGGAGACAUUCCAACGUUGUAGCGCCAUCUGUUGAGAAUGUACAGAACCCACGUCGAAGGAACACCUCCAACGAGUCAGUGAAUACUGAAGGAACUACGCGAUCUCGAUUAUUCGAGGAACUUCGUGAGAAUGUCUACAGAGAAGUUGCUUCUUUGAUAUCGGCCAAUGAGGCAAGACCCCAUUUUCUUAUACAAUUAUUCAGAGAUCUUCAGCUGGUCAGUUCGGACCCCCUCAGAUUGAAGACCUUGCAAUCUAUACAAGUUUUGAUUAGUCAGUCGUUCAGGAAUUCGCAAAAUUCAGCAUCCCAGGAACCCUCUCCGAAUCAAGAAGUUCCUCCGAUUUCCAACGAAUUCUCCAUGCAGUCCACAGUUUGGUCACCGAUACCGCCAAACUCUGUACCGAAGAAUGCUACGAUACUGGAAGGCCUACUUUCUAAAAAGGGAGAUUUAGCGAAGGUUCACUAUAUGUUCCACGAGAUAAUUCCGUUUUUGAAUGAGAACGAGCAUCUUGUGAUAGAUCAUGCGUUUCUGGCAGUUUUGAAACAGAAGAUUCUGGAAGCGAAAUCGUUCAAGAAGAUAGUGAAGGACACGAUAUUUCAGAAGCACUUCUCGAACGUUCUAGAUCACGUAUUGAGUUUCUAUAAUGACAAACUCUUGUCGUUGGUGAAAAUCUCGCUGGUGCAGAGCGUCCGAGAACUGUUGGACCGCGAACUCUCCUUUAUGAAUCUCAUACAGAACAGCGGGGAAUCUCAGCUGAACGACCUUGCGGCCUCCGGUGCAUCUCAAAAUCCCAACUUGAGGUCUCAACAUCCACCCGUCAAGACUGAACCCACAGAAAGCGGGGCUGCUAUUCAGAUUCAAAACGGAGAUUUGGCGGAAGCGGAUCAGAGUCACGUGGAAGACGAGGAUAUUGAAGAAGAGGGCGCUGUAGGUGGUGUUUUGGAGCCUCCAUUGGAGCAGGCUAGGACCUCCACCGAUAACAAUAUUAAGGAUGAUGGAGAUUUGGCUUCGUCCAAUGAAGCUUUUGCCACGUCAACAGAGGCAGAAUCCCAGUAUCAAUUGGGACUUGACCAAGUUCCUACUAGAUUGCCCAUAAAAUCCAGAAGCCGAUCUAAUACUCCAAGUAAAGAACGAUCGUCAAAACAUGAAAGUGACCAUUAAGAUCGCUUGAGAUGAAUCUUUGAAUAAAAAAUAUUUAUGCUUUUUAUGUAUUACAUGUAAUUAGAUUAUGUCUACACUUUUAUUUGUCUAUUUAUUCCCAUCAAGAUUGUAUUAUUCAGUAUGUUAUGAAUAAAAAAUGUUUUCCUUUCAAA